Neoarthrinium moseri is the source of this 1416-nucleotide messenger RNA. RefSeq lists its product as uncharacterized. Gene Ontology annotation, molecular function: glucosylceramidase activity. The transcript has 2 exons. The coding region runs from base 1 to 1416 and encodes 471 amino acids. NCBI's taxonomy places the organism in Eukaryota, Fungi, Ascomycota, Sordariomycetes, Amphisphaeriales, Apiosporaceae. The record is from RefSeq and is a predicted model, not a curated record. Gene Ontology annotation, biological process: sphingolipid metabolic process.
AUGCGCGGGCAUAUUCUCACCCUCCUAGUUCCCCUCGGGGCUUUUGCCAACUCGAGCAAACCGUUGAGGGCGAGACAGUCCACAACAACAGUAACCGUAAACUUGGACCAGACCUAUCAACAGAUUGAUGGUUUCGGAUGUUCUGAGGCUUUCCAGCGUGCCGUGCAAAUGUCAAAGCUGUCCGAGGACAAACAGCAGCAAGCGCUCGACCUUUUGUUUAGCAGGACUUCAGGUGCUGGGCUGUCGAUCCUACGUAAUGGAAUUGGAUCAUCUCCCGACAUGAGCUCCGAUCACAUGGUCAGCAUUGCGCCAAAAUCGCCCGGCAGCCCAUCCAAGCCGCUGAUCUACACCUGGGAUGGCAGCGACAACAAGCAGCUGUGGGUAUCCCAGGAGGCUGUCAAGCGCGGUGUGCGAACCAUCUACGCCGAUGCAUGGUCCGCGCCAGGAUAUAUGAAGACAAAUGGGAACGAUGCCAACGGCGGUAGCUUGUGCGGAGUCAGCGGUGCGACCUGCUCGAGUGGUGACUGGAGACAGGCGUAUGCGGAUUAUCUCGUGCAAUAUGUGAAGUUCUACGCGCAAGAAGGCGUCAAUAUUACGCAUCUUGGCUUCUUGAACGAGCCAGAUCUGACAACGAGCUACGCAUCCAUGCGAUCGUCAGGCACGCAAGCUUCCGAUUUCAUCAAGAUACUUGGCCCAACGCUGCAGAAAUCCAACCUCUCGCAUGUUGGGAUCAACUGUUGCGACACGGAAGGGUGGUCGAGCCAAGCUGGCAUGUUGGGCCAAUUAUCGUCUGUAGACCAGUAUCUUUCCACCAUCACAGCACAUGCAUAUACUUCUUCCCCAGGAUCACCCAUGAACACUAAGCACCCCGUGUGGCAGACCGAGGCGGCGGAUCUCAACGGGGCGUGGCAGGCUGCCUGGUACUCGAGUGGCGGCGCCGGCGAGGGGAUGACGUGGGCCAACAGCAUAUACACAGCUGUGGUAAAUGCCAACUGCUCAGCCUACCUAUACUGGAUCGGGGUUCAGGGUGGCAACACGAAUUCCAAACUCGUGCGUAUUGAUGGGAAUAAUGUCAUUCCGUCAAAACGGUUGUGGGCUUUUGGGCAAUGGAGCCGCUUCGUGCGGCCUGGCGCUGUCAGAGUCGGCGUUUCCGGUGCCAAAUCAGGGGUCAAGACCUCGGCCUUCCGGAAUACCGAUGGAGCGGUUGCGGUGCAGUUUAUCAACACGGGAUCAGCAUCAGCCGCACUGACGGUGAAAGCAAGUGGAGGAGACAGCUUCAAGGUCGGUAAUGCCACGGCAUACAUUACCGAUAACUCACAUGAUUUGGACGUUUUGGCUUCUUCGAUCAACGACGGAACAGCGAGUGUGAAUGUGCCGUCACGGUCGAUGGUAACGCUUGUCUUGCAAAAGCAAUAA